AUGCAAACAGCUGCUACUUGCAGUUCCACCCCUCCCCCCCUCCCCCCCCCCGCCACGCACGUGCGCGGACGUACGUACGUAAGCGUGACGUCUUCAAAGAGCUAUCGCAUUACUUUGUUGCGUCAUCAGGAAAAAGACCUCAGUCUGUUAAGGUCGUUGUACGAAAUGGAUUACAUCGCAGCUCUCUACAGGAACCGCUUACCACUGCUUAAGUCAUCAGGUAAAACGCCUCAUGAGCUGAAUCUUACAGAGUUGAAGUUUAAAUUAGACCAGACUAAGGCCAACGAGAUGUUACUCUUAGCCAAAGUCAAUGAACUGACAUCAGAAGUUAAGAAUUUACAAGAAGUUUUCUCUGAAAAAGAAACUGGGUGGAAAAACCAGUUGGACGAUUUAACAAAGAAAAAUACCAGAUUUCAAAGGGAAGUAAGAAAGCAGACAAGUCAGCGGUCUAAUGCAGUGCUUCGGCUGACAGAAAGUACGGCAAAACUAGAAGAAACCGAGAAAUGCCUGGAGUCCUUGAAGAAGGAAUACAAACAUGUCAAACAAAGGCUUGAAAAAGACUUGGAAAAGCAAACGUCAAUCCAAAAGUCCAUUGAGGAAAAACUAAACAAUUCAGUGCAAACAAACACUGAAUUAAAAUUACAAAACGAAGAGUUUUCUAAAGAAAAUGAAAAACUUCAAGCUUUAAAUGAGUCGUUAUCAAAAGAAAAUGAUACAUUGAAACGUUCACUGGAUGACGAAAUAAUUAGAAGAACAGACUUGAAAAAGAAAUUUGAAAACUUAAAAGCUGAACAUGAAGAAGUGGAAACGACCAUCAGGACAAAGGUUGAAGUUCCGUUAAAAAAUAAGAUUAAAGAAUUAAUGGGCCACAUCGACCAACUGAAAGCUGAUGCUAAAAAAAAGUCUACAUAUGUAACACGUUUAGAAGCAGAUAAGAAAACGUUACUAUCAAUAAAGACACAGCUGAAAAAGAAAAAUGAUGAGUGGCCAGAGAAAUACUUUGAAAUUACUCAGGAAAAGGAAAAGCUUGCUAAAGAAUUAGAAUACACACGCAUUCUUCUUGACAAAAAUGCCAAAGAUAUCCAAAAUCUAAAUUUUAAAUUACGCAAUGCUGUCAGUAAACGAUGUGAUGUUGAACGAGAGAAAAAGGAACAAAUUGAACUGAAGGAUAGCAAAAUAAAGAAAUGGAAGACGAGAGCAAAACUCCAACUAAAUGAAACCGCACUUUCUGAAAGUCUAAAAACUGAAUAUGGAAAUAAUCUGUUUAAAGCUCAGGAUCAAAUUCACUGUUUGGAACAGAAGAUUAGUGUACUUACAGAUGCCAACGCACUGCUUUCAACAGAGAAAGAGUCUUUAGUCAAGGCGACAUCGUCCCUGUCUUGCCAGCUGAAGGAAGUUAAGAUGCAGUUAGAAAACACAGAGCAGCAACUGUCGUCAGCUCGGAAUAAAGAUGCCCAACAGUCAAGCAUCUUAGCAACUAAAGAAAUGGAGAAUGAGCAAAUUACCAAGGAGCUUGAAAUAACAGCGACAGAACUACAGAACGCAAAAGACGAAAUUAGCGAUUUAACAAAGAAAACUCAGGAACUUGAAUCUGAAAUCAAACUGUUACCCAGAGAGAAAAUGGAAGUUCAGGGAAAACUUGACCAGCUAGCUGAAGAAUUCUCUAAAAAUGGCUUGAAAUCAGUAGCAAUGCACGUGAAAACGCUGCUAAAUGGUAUGAAUGAAAAAGGCAAGAAUAAAUAUACUGUUGGUCGUUUAAACCUGGAGUUAGAAAGCAAGAAUUUUAUGAAAAAGAUCACGGAACAGAAGACAGAAAUUGAGGAACUGAGAGGCAAAUUGCAUAAAGCUAUGGCUGCUCAGAGUAGAAAUCUGUUGGCUAAGAGGAGAAUCAUUGAUCUCAACGGGCCCUCAUCUUCACAUGAGGUAGUUAUUAAACUGAAUAAUGACAAGUCAUUUACAGGUCAGAGGACAAAUAUGGUUCAAUUGAAGAAGCCCUGCGUGUUUCCAUCUAUUGGUGUAGAGGACAGAACCGUCUGUGGAGCAAAAUCAGACGAUGGUUUCUGGAUGGGAGUUACUGAGGAUGCACAGUACCCCCUCCCUCCAUCUUAGAGCACUCAAAGACACAGAAAAGAUUGUGGAUGCAUGAUGGAAAGAUUGACACUUUAGUCUUGCAGUGAGGUUCCUAGUUCAAAUCCUGGCAGGAACCUUGCUUGGUAGCAUCUUGUCCUUCAAGUAUGCGUGGGUUUACUCCAGGCGCUCUGGUUUAAACAGAGCAUCAGUCUUCAACAAACUAACUUCUAUAGCGCCUCUCAAGAUAAAAAUCACGAGGCGCUUCACAAAAACAAAAAAUGUAAAAAUAUAAAAAAGCAUUUAGAAAGUGUUUAAAAAUAUAUUUAAAAUGGGCAAAAAUAGGCAAUUGGGAUUUAAAAGAAAGAAUGUAAAGAAAGAGAGAGAGUGAACAGGAAAGAGGGAAACCAGUGGAUCCUGAGGAAGGUGGAAUAGGUGGGGAGAGCAGAAUAAAGAGAGAGAGGUGAAGAAGGUCAUACAAAAGCCAGCUUGAACAAGUGAGUCUUCAGCUGCUUUUUAAAGGAGACCACUGAGUCCACUGAUCUCAGGCUCAGAGUAGUAGUGAGCGUCCUCCGUCCUCCUCUUAAACCAGACCCGUUGAUUGGAGAUCCAGCACAGCUGGUGACUCGCCAUCUCCCCCACCUGGAAGCAAGCUCAGAGAUGGUUUGUUGCAGAAGAACAUUCACCCCGGCUCAUGACAUCCGCGGACGUUAAUGUGGUUCGAAUGGCAGCAUGCACACCCAAAAAUUAUACAUCAAAACAAGCAGCUCGUCGGUGGGAGGUAGGCUGUAACUUUUGUACACAAUUUGAUUUACCACGGCAAAGUUAUUAGCAAAAAACUUCGGAAAAUGUCUGAAAUUUGGGCAGAUUGAGUUAUCCUUUCAAACGUUGAGUGUGUGGCUUUUUUAGAUUUGCGUUAGCACUGUCUUGUGCCAGGUGGCAGGACCCUUUUUAUUAUGUUUUCAGGAAUUGUCUAGUUUUUCUUAUGCAGCUCGAACGACAGCAUGCACCCCUAAAAUUACACAUUAAAACAGCCCGCUCAGCCGUGGGAGGUGUGGCAUAUUAUUAUGGGUAGAUUACCCAAGCUGGACCUGUUUAGACUUAAGAAAAUCACUUUUUUCACUUUCUUCCUCAUCGUAUUGAAAAUGAAUCCAAAUUCAAUUCAAUUCAAAGAUACUUUAUUAAUCCCAGAGGGAAAUUAGAGUUUCAGUACACACAAUCUGAGGUCAAACAUACAUACAUAGGCAUAGACACAUGACAAGAAUUGGUGACUGUGGUCAUUUGCAACCCGAGUCGCGCUACCCUAAUAGAGAUCAGAGGGGUUUCUAUAUGAGGAUUGAGACAGGUGGAGGAAAAAAAGGCACGUCAGAGUUACCCUCCACAGGGAGGGCAGCUUUGCUAUGCAAAAAACACCUCAGACAGAAAUGCAACAGACUUCAGACAUUACACAACAUAAGUGUCCAACAUAAGUGUUACGCAUCAUAACAAAUGCUCAAAAAGUGAAAGAAUAGCAGUAAAAUCCUCUAAGCUUCACAGCACCAGAAACAGAAAAGCAAAAAGUCCAAAAAAUACUGUUUUUCUUGAGAAACUAGAAGAAAAAAUGUCCAAAAAAAGGCAAAACUUACAUAUAGUCAACAGAGCUACUCCAACAUGCAGCCACCCAGAGCAGCGCAGUUCCACUUUCAGAUUCAAAUUUCAUUACUGUCCUAUAAUCAUUUUCCUUUUCUUUACAACUCAAAAGGUUGCCAGUUAUGAGUUGUAAAGGUGAAUGUAAAGGUGAACUAUUUCUUCAUGUUUAACAACAGCAAAGGUGUACAGGCUUUUAUUUUGACAGCGUCAUAUGUAUGUCGAUGGUAGGGAGGCGCAACACAGUAGAAGCAAACGUAAAUCUAUUAGAAGUAAAGACGGAGCAAAGGGUAGACUAUUAACAGUUCACAGAGAAGAAGACACAGAAAGUUUGAAGAAUACUUCUGUCUAGCUUCAGUUGAUAAGGGGAACAAGGUUUGUAACUAUAAUUCAGAAUGUUGUUAUGAAAACGGAACGUGUAUGGGUACCUAUAUGAUUGUAUUAGUUGUGAAAAAGGCUACCAGUGUAAUCAAUUAUGCAUUAUGGUUUAGUUUAUGAUGAAAAUGUUUUAUUUAAAAUUUCUCUGUAGUUCAAGGUAAAGUGUUUUAAGAAAACUGCUAAAAAGAAGAUCUUGUUAUUAAGUACACUGGCAGGUAAAUGCAUCUGGUUGGCUCAGUAUCACAUAGUUUCUCUUGUGUUAGAGAUUUUUAUUAUUGUGAGUUCAUAUUUUUAUGCUUUAUUAGGGAAAACACCCUGAUGGCUGUAACGGCAGUAUGAUUUAGAGAAGUGGAGAAACAGUUACACAUUCCUACAUAUCACCCUGUAUUGAUGAAGCACUACUGUCAAAAUCUUGAUCUAACAGUGUGGAAAUUCCUCAUUAAAUUCCUGUUUUACCACAGAUUUUGGGUCAGCUACUUCUGUUUUAUCUGUUAGGUUAAGUAAAGGGAGCUGCCGUGUUUGUUUUCAGAAUUAGCUCCACCCACAAAGAUUUAUGGGUGAGGUUGACAGAAAGAAAUAUUUAUGAACAGACCAUGAAAUAAUGAAUUCAAUCAUGAAAUAAUUACAUAUGUUUUUUUAAUGAAUAAAAUAUUUGUAUUGACACAAUCCAUACAUUUUAUUUUUUAAUAAUUUUUUAUAUAUUUUGGGCUUUAUCUUUUUAUUGAAUUGUACCACUUUUGCCCCUCCAGUUGAAUCAUAUUUAAUUUCUUUAUAUUUGAUCUUAAAAACAAACAAUCUUAUAAUUAUAUAGAUGAUUCAGGGAUUAUAAAAUUUAGAGUACAUUACAUUCAUAGACAGAAGCUGGUUUAUUUCAUUUCAUAUGUAUUUAGUGUCAUGUUCUGUGUCCCUUUGUUCCCCAACCCCUCCAGUUCCCACUCCAGGCUCUCCUUUUGUGUCUUAUAGCGCCCUCAUGUGUCCUUUGUCCGCAUCUCAUUUAUGUGUCUCCUGUGUUCAUUUAGUUAUCCUCUGGCCUCCCCCAGAGGGUGACAGUGUUUGGUUCUCCUGAAUCUAAGUGCUGCUUUCGAUGUUGUAGACCACACUAUUCUUUUAACUUGUUUAAAACAGAUCGGCCUCUCUGAUGCCGUUCACAGAUGGUUCACAUCUUACCUCACAGGCAGGACUUUUAUGGGGAGUCUAGAUACCUGUUCCUCCAGGGUCCAUGGGAUUGCAUGUGGUGUGCCCCAGGGUUCAAUUUUAAGCCCAGUGCUUUUUAACCUCUAUAUACCACCUCUUGGAGGUGUCAUCAGGCACCCUGUGACGGUGUCCUGGCUGCUGCCGUGGAUCUGCUGCUUUUGGUGCAGACGGCUCCCCCUGAUGGUGUUUCCCUUCGUUUCCUUACGUACCUAACUCAUCUGACCUCAGCCCACUGUUUACUUUUUUUCUCAAUUGUGUUGUGUGUGUAUGUGCGUGUCCCUGGGUUGGGGGGAGGGGUGGUUUAAUUGUCAAUGACAUUUGUGGGAUAUGUGGGGUCUUUUUAAUCUGUAAAGCACUUACAGUUACAUUUUCUGUAUGAAAAGUGCUUUAUAAAUAAAGUUUGACUUGAUUUGAUGAGGGGCCACAGGCCUGCCCUCAAAGACCUGCGGAAGACAGAGGAGAUCCAAGCCCAAGUUUGGCUCAGCUGUUUGUUUGCUUCCACUGAAUUUCAGACUAAAAGACCUUUUCCAGAUAAGUGAUUAUGUACAAUCUGUUUUACAUGAAUGAAUGAACUUGUUUUAGAUGAAUCAGUUGCACUUUUACUGGACAAGGUGGAGUAGUUGUUCUAAAGUUCCUAUUAUUUGAAUCCAUUUGGGUCAUAAUUUCCUUCGUUGAAAAUGACAGCAGCAGUAACUAAAGCUAUAACGUCCUUGUGGUCAUUUCAACACGGUAAAUAAUGUCUUUUCUGAAAGUCUAACUGUAAGAAUGAAGUGGAUGAGCACAGCUGGAAUAGACUUAGUGCUUCUAUAACCCUGAACAGGGUUUGACAAACAACAUGUAGAGCAUUAGUGUCGCUCUCAUUUUCACUGAGGCCACAAACGCAUCAUGACCGCCCUCAAAGGGCUGGUUUUACCUGGAGGUCUGAAUAAGUGCCAUGGUGUUUUUGAUAAAUAACAGUCUCUGAGUAUUACCUAUUCUACUAACAUAUACCCACAAUCAAAUCAUACUUUCUAACUUUUCAAGCAAAGAACAAAAAAAAAACAACUAAAAUAAAUGCCAUCUUAAAUGUCAACAUAGGAAAUAAACAUAAGUUAUUAGAUUAACACUUAGUCACUGUUUGGAGAAAAGGCUCUCAAUAGGUCAUCUGGUUCUGCCCCAAAAAUAUUCUAAUGAACCCUCCUGCACAUUUUUACACUUCUUAGUUUCUCAUUUGCUGCACUCUGGUGCAUUUUUUUAACAGGUUGUUAAAGAGCAAGUCACCCCUUACAACAGAGUUUCUCAACGGGGGCUGUAGCGCCCCCCAGUGGGCGUUCAGACUAUAUAAGGGGGCGUUGAAAGUUUUUUGCCACCGAAGGGGGCGCUGAGAUGCUAAUGGUGGGCGCUAGCGAUACAGGACAUUCAUAACAGACAAUGGCUCAGAAUAAAAAGAAGUGCUGACAGUACAAUGUGGACUACCUUCGGUAUGGAUUUAGUCCUUCACCCACGAAUCCACAACUCCCCAUGUGCCUGCUUUGUGAACAAGUUUUUUGAAACGAAGCAAUGAAACCCUCCCGGCUUAAGGAGCACUUGUCCAAAAUGCAUCCAGACAAAGCUUCAAAGGAACUGAACUACUUUCAGGUAAUUAAAGAGAGACACUCUAAGAGAGGUAGCAUUAGCAGAAUGUUUGCUCGAAGCAUGAUUUUACUGGACCGAGGACUAUCGCUUCCUACAAUAUCUCGUUGUUAAUACCUAAAACCACUUUUUUAUGAUACUUUUUUAAUGACAUAUUUGUAUGAAACUGUUUCAAACUCAAGGUUGAAUUGUAUAUAUAUAUAUAUAUUUUUUAUUAUGAUUUAUGUAUCAAAAACCUUUCUGUUUCUCUGCAUGGGACAUUGGUGGGCAGUAAGGGAUUUCAGCAUGACUUGGGGGGGGGGCAUUUAGCUGAAAAAGGUUGAGAAACCCUGCGAAGCGUACUUCACUCCCACUUCAUGUUUGAAAAAUGCAACAAAUGCUGUUUCCUAGCAGACCGAGAGGGUGGAGCCGCUAACAAAUACACACACUCAUGACAUCGUGACAUCAUAAUGUACCAGUUUACAUCAUAGCAUACCUCUUAGCCAAUAGCGAUGGCAGAUUUAAAUUCAAAUGCAGUGAAGAGUUUUUACCUGACAACGGCACAACACUGCCAGUUUCAGGCAGAAAAUUUAAAUUUUAACUAAAAUGCACUAAAAUGCAAAACUAUUGACUACACGUGUCUGCAGCACGAUUAGACACGCAUUUAUAUAGUUUAUCAGGAAAAAAUAGUUGAUUUGGGGGUGACUUGCUCUUUAAAUAAAACUUAGAUUAUUAUUUUUCAGGUAAUAACUAAAAUAACUGACCUUUGAAAAAUUAAAAGUGUGGAAGACUCGUUGAAGCAAUGCAUUUGCAAUGGUUUCAUAAGAACGAAUGCCUUGUAAGUCAUACUUGGGGGGAAAAGCUCAGGUGCACCACUUUCAGGAACUAGUAGUGAGCCACAUUAGAGCUGAGCUUCAGACAGCAUCUUAUUUCCAGAUGUUUGGACAUCUAGGCAGUGGAACUCUACCACUGGCUCUGGUUGCUUUGACACAUUCAGGUUUUAUCUCCACAAAUAACACAAGCCUCCCGAAGGAGUUCUGCUGUGUGCUGGAGUAGCUAAUGCUAAUGGUUAGCAUCAACUGAUCAACUAGUCAAGACAUUCUCUGCUGUUUCCUGGACACUAAACCAACAACAGCGCCAUGAAUGUUUAAUGACAGCGUGACGUAGAUCUGUCAGGAUUUUCUAAACCUAGAGUUUCUCCAUCUAUUUUCUAUUGGAAGCUAAUGCAGGAGAUAGGUGUGGGAGACAAUUUUCUUGUUCAUUCUGAAUGAGAAACAGAAACAAAAAAUAAUCAUUAAAAAUGGUUUGUCAGAAAACCACAUCUUUAAAGAAGCAUCACUGAAAUGUCAUGGUUUGCGGCUCCCUCAUGUGUCUCCUGGUGUUCUCCAUCCCCCUCUAGGAUCCCCUUAUGUGUCUCCUUGUGUUCCUCAUGUGUCCCCUUGUCUACAGCCCCCUCCAGGUUUCUCCCUCCAGGUGUCCCCUCGGGUUCUGUGUCCCUUGUUCCCCAGCCCACUCCAGGUUCUCCCCUUAAGCUUCCUGUGCCCCUUCUUGCCUCCAGCUCCCACCAGGUCUCCCAGGUUCACCUAUUCUUGUUUUCUUGUGUUAUCUAACUAGUUUUUUCCUAUAGUUCUCAUAGGUUCAGGUUUUCUUCUCCUAGGUUCCUUGGUCCUUCCCCGCUGGUUUAUCAGUUCUCCUUAGAUCUUUAUUUUGUUCUCCCAGUCUUUAGGUUUUGGUUAUUAUUCAUAGGUCAUGUUUAUUUUACCUUCUCAGCUUAGUUUCCUCUCCCUGAUUAGUUAAUUGAUUUCACUAGGUUCUCUCUCCUCACGCACCUGCAUCUCAUCUCCCAUUCAUCCCGCCCCUGUGUAUAUAACCUUGUCUGUGUCUCUCUGUUGUUGGUCCAUUGCUCUCUAGGUCUCUCGUGGUUUUUUUUAUUUCUCUACGUUUUGAUAAUAGGAUUUUUGGACUUUGGUUUUUGGCUCCCUGCCUCCUUUGGAUUUACUCCUUAAUAAAGGAUUUUACAUUUUUUCCACCUCCUGUCUCGUGUCUCUGGUUCUGCAUCUUGGGUCCUAAAAUUCCUCCAAACCCACAUCCUGACAUGAAAAUACAUCAACAUUAAUAAAUAACACAAUGUUUAGGCAUACUUUGUUAUUUUGUUUGAACCCAUUGGUCUCACACAUCCACAUACAUAUAUGGACAACGGGUUUCCAUAGGCUCCAAUAACACUUUUUUGAAGAAAAAUGGGAGGUGGCCACAGCAGCGCGCCACCGUCUACAGUAGAGGAUGGCGGUGUUUGAAACCCUCCCAGCGGGCCAGGGGAGCUCAUUCCUGGAUCGGAGCCGGCCCGCAGCAGCGCGCCACAGGCUGCAGCAGGUGAUGGCGGGGCAGAGGAGCUGAAACUUGGGCCGGAUCCAGUGUGCAACAGGCUCCAGCAGGUGAUGGCUGUGUGUUUUUUAUUCCCAGCGGGGCAGGGGAGCUCAAUCCUGGUCCAGAGCCGGCCUGCAGAAGCGCAGUAUAGCCUACAUAAUUUGGUAUAUAAGUCGCUACGGAGUAUGUCGCAGGACCGGCCAGACUAUGAAAAAAAAAGUGCGACUUAUAGUCCGGAAAAUACGGUAAUUAUCAGUAUUUGAGAUAAAUUAGCAGGCUAAAUACAUUUCAUAUAUUUCUAAAACGUAAUACUUGUUUGUAUCUUGUACAGCCAAGUAGCCUUUAUUCUGGACUCAGUACAAUUCACCAAGAGUAAAGAGACAUUAUACAGAUGAAGUAAGCACAAGAUAACUUACUGGAAGAAACAGAAUUAUUAUCAUGAGAACCAGAACAAGAGAGCCUGAUAACAGUCAUGUGAAAAUAACAGUUAAAAAGUACGUAUGUAUAAUAGAAAUAAAAAUAUAUUAGAAUUAGUGUAACUCACUGUGAUCCAAACAAUAAAUCAGCCAUAGCUGAUUAGCAAUCAUGAAAUGAGGUCUGGGAGUUUUUAAGUUUCAUUUUUUAUUACAUUUUUUUCUGAGAUCUGUUACAAGGUCACCAUGGCAACCUGUGUGUCUUCAACGUCGGCUACACAACGCAGCAAGUCCAUUUGGAUCAUUGGUGACAGCUGCGUGAGGCGUGGUGCCCAGAGAGCUGCAAAGACCCUCGGAGACAAACUUGGCCUCCCUGAUGUCCGUGUCUCCUGGUUCAGUUGGGGCGGACUGAGGUGGAAAGACCUUCUCCCCUUCUUUUUCCACUCCCUGCGAGGAAGAGCAGCUUCUGAUGUCCUUCUCAUCCACUGUGGCGGCAAUGACAUGGGGGUGAUCAGCAGUGUGAAGCUGGUCAACAUGAUGAAGGACCUGCACCGGCUUCACCUUCUACACACUCAUAUGAUGAUCAUCAUGUCAUCCAUCACCCAAAGGUGUAGCUGGAGGCAGGGGGGCUGCCAGAGAUUUUGGGCCCCAUGAAAAAAUAUCAAGUUGGGCCCCCUGGGGGCUCAUCCAUAGCUGGAGCUGGGGUUCCACCCUCCCAGAUUCGAAGGGAGAAAAAAAUAUAAUAUAUAUUCUUUAUAUUAGUGUUUCAGUUUUUUUUAAUUAAAGUAGGUCUACAUGCAUUCUUACUUAUUUACAUAUCAUUUUCACCAGCUGUCUCUCAUUAAACAGUGAAUUUCCUUCAACAGAAUUAGCAAUAUCACUGCUGGAAAUAGGAAAUGCACAUGCUGAAAGGUGUUAAUCUCCUUUUCCCUAUUACUCCCUUAAAAUGUGUUUAUUCUAAAAUUUUAUUUGAUGAUAAAAUUCAAAUUUGGAUAUCUGAUUAAAUUUGCACGUUGUGUCAAAGCUUUACAUAACUACAUUUUCAGCUGUCUUUCCUCUUGAAAUCAAGUAUUUCUGUAUGACUGACAAAAGUGAAGGAUUCACUGCUCACAAGGUGACUUCUUUAUUAAGUCUCCAUGACUUCAUCAUAGACACAAAAUGAAUAAGUACAUCAAACCGGAGUCAGUUAGGGUUACAUAAAAUUUUAAAGUUGGAUAACUUUGCAUGAAUACGUAUAUAAGUCUCUAGAAACCCAUUUUCCUCAACAACAAAAAACAGCUAAAAAUAUAUUCAGCCUUGAUUGUACACAACAAGAUUUAUUAUUUACAGUGAUAUAAUUAAUGCUCCUGAGUGACAUACUUAGUGACGGACUAAAUAACAAUGUUUCAACCUGCCCAGCAUCAAAAACAAUCUAUACAUUUUUACAGAUUGAUAUAAUUAUCAUUAUGUGGAAAAACAAUGUGUUUAUCACCAAAAAUAGCCUUUUUAUAUUCCUUUGUAUUAGUACUGAUAGAGAAGAGAGCCUUACGUGAUUCCCAUAGACCCCCUUAAAUGAGGCUGCUAGCUAACAUGCUACAUUGCUCACCUUCUUGAGGUUCAUUGGGUUGUGAGGGGACACCUGCUGACAUAUCAUCAACUGCUGAUUCUGGUAGGGACAAGGACAACAACCCAUUUACCAUAAUUAGAUGAAACAUAGUUCCUCUCACUGUGGAUAUCAGAGCUAGCAAAUAGGCUGAAUUUAACCACUCACUAAGGCCCUGUCCACACGUAGCCUGGGAUCUGCCAAAACGUAGAUAUUUUUCUACGUUUUGGCCUGUCAUCCACACGAAAACAAGAGUUUUUUCACACGAAAACGGAUCUUUUUAAAAACUCCGGCCAAAGUGAAGAUCUGCGUUUUCUCCGUUUUGGGUGUCUGCGUGUGGACAGACAAAACCGGAGUUUUAAGGUCCGCAACGUCACUUUCCGCGACAAAAACAUGCUGACAUCACGUGUGCGACCUGUGUUUACACUAGCCGACAGCAUGGAUGCCCUCAGAGCUGCGCUCGCUUUAUCAAUUGUCCAAGCGCUUUUUGCUUGUUUGUUUUUGCAAGAGGAAUUACUGCUCCUUGUGGAAGACCACAGACGAAGGACGAGGUUAAGAACGGGGGAAGUACUGUCACCUACAGGUCUGGCAUGUCCUUAACAACGUAUUUAUCCGGGUACGUGUGGACAGAGUUUGUUUUAAAACGAGGUGGUGUGGAU
Messenger RNA from Nothobranchius furzeri (turquoise killifish), 11873 nucleotides. NCBI's taxonomy places the organism in Eukaryota, Metazoa, Chordata, Actinopteri, Cyprinodontiformes, Nothobranchiidae. The record is from RefSeq and is a predicted model, not a curated record.